GUUUCUUGGUAUUGGUAUGUUCUCCUUGCGCUAGUUGAAGUCCACGACAACUAUUUCGGUAAUCUUACCUUUGAUACAUUCCAAUUCACGUCGAUCACAAGUGUGGCGAUACUCGAUUGUUGGACGAUAGCUUGGGCAAUUAUUCUCACGUGGAUUUUCUUGGGCACGAAAUAUUCUGGUUGGCAAUUUUUUGGUGCAGCAGUUUGCGUGACGGGCCUUUGCCUCGUUCUUUUUUCUUAUGCUGGUUCGGGUGGUGGUGGUG
Striga hermonthica is the source of this 262-nucleotide messenger RNA. The record is from the annotation of a GenBank genome assembly. Lineage: Eukaryota; Viridiplantae; Streptophyta; Magnoliopsida; Lamiales; Orobanchaceae.